Messenger RNA from Mesocestoides corti, 3075 nucleotides. The record is from the annotation of a GenBank genome assembly. Lineage: Eukaryota; Metazoa; Platyhelminthes; Cestoda; Cyclophyllidea; Mesocestoididae.
AUGGACGCGGGAACUAUUUUCGACGAUCGACCAAGGGCAGAAAACUUGCCUCAUCUCCUCUCGGGGAUUAACAUGGAGUACAUUGGUGAGACCCACCAGGCUCUUGAACAGGAACUCGACUAUCAAACCUUCCUUGAAAGUGAACUCAAAUCGCGGGUGUCUCGAGGACUGUACUCCCAGCAAGACGCAGCGAACCUCCAGAUGCUGAUUGAUUUGAAUCGUGAACACCUGGAAUCCCUCUCCCCCAUCACGAGCCUGGAACACAUCUUUUCGCAAAUCACCCAGAAAAUAUCAGAUCGAGCGGUUGACCUUGUGAACUUUCGUGAUAACCCCGCUUUUUGGGAUCGCAACCUCAGCAAAAAUGUCCGCAAUUGCUGGAAAACCGUCCAACGUUUCUCCUACAUCAGUCGUGUCCACAUUUCCAACGCCGCCGAGUACCAAAUGUUCUACUACAACUGUGAUCACUUCGUGAAAUCACUUGAGAAGAAAAUCGAAGUGAGCUAUAAUCGAUCUAGAAGCAUUGAUCUCGACUACCCGUCAGUCACUACCAACCGCCUUAACUCUCUUAUGACCGAGAGUCUCUCCAGCUUCCAGUCGAUGGCCGCGGACGUGAUGCGUCUCCUGGACAAAGCCAAGCACAUUAACCCCGUCUACCUUCGUCUACGUCCCCUGAACCGUCCAGCCUCAGGCAUAAUGCUGUGCGACUAUUCCACGAAGAACUUCAGUCUGCGCACCGGACAGCACGUCUACGUCUUGGACAACGCCACCGGCAGCUCCAUGGCCACUAGUUCAGCGGAAACGGAGGAGUCUGAAUCCAUUAGCGUCAGCAGUUGUUCGCGUUGCUGUCACCACCAGCACCCCGGAUGCGCCAACUGCGGACAGCCGCUGUCCUCAACCACCGGCACGACUACCACAACGACAGAAAUCACUGGCGAGUCGGCAAUGACCACAGACAGCAACUGGCAGGAGUCAGACGAGACGCCUGGCGACGUGAGCGAGGUCUCGACGACAGCCGGCAGCUCCCCCGAGUCGGGCGAUGAAUCCACCGCCCACGCGUGCAGCCACACCCUCUGCAGCCAGCGCGAGCCCCUGAUGUGGAAGGUGCGCACGUUGGACGGCAGCCUGACGGUCGAUGUGCCGGCUGUCACGGUGAUGAUCAACGAAGCCGACGAGGAAGCCAUCAGCCAUGCAUACGAGAUUUAUGACCACUUCACAAAUAUGUGGCGAGAGUCGAUUGAUAUCUGGCUCACAAAGGGUGUGCGCGCUCUCACUGGAUUCUUUUCGAAUCUCCUUGAAUCCAAGUAUGUACGCGUAGAAAGCCAGAAGGUCUUUGAACAACUGCUGGAAGAAGUUCAAAGGGCCUUUCCGUACAGCGACGCCGAAAGUGGAACUGCCAAUCUAGCCCUGAAGGAGCUAAUUACUAGUUUGAAGGAGAAAAUACGGAGGCAGGAGACCCGUGAGGAAUCGACAGAAGAUGUUUUCGUGAAGAUCACAGAAAUCGCCUCCUACAGAAAAACCGUGCAGAAGUUAAGGGACCACGCGAAUCACAUGAAGAGGUUUAUGAAGGAGGCAGAUGAAAGCACAAAGCCGGGUCAUUUCGAAACCACAAGUUUGAAGUCAAUGGGAGAACUGAACUACGUCUAUGAGGAGUCGGUAGAGGAGCACAGGAAGUUGGAGAAGAUGCUCCGUCAGGUGAACGCCUUUCGCACCCAACCGCGUUCAACGCGAGUACCGGUGCGGAAGAUAAACACAAUAUACGGGGAGUACUAUUCCUCAGGCGAAGAGAUGUCUUCUAGUGGCUCCGAGACCAGUGAUUCUCAGUACGAUGUCCAAAGACACCCCGCUGAGUCACCGCGACACCGCAUAAUAUACGGCAAAGACAUGACCCACCGAGUGACGGCCUUAACAGACAGACCAAGACAUAUGAGGGGUCCACAUCGGUCGGCUGUAUUCACUGAAGGCGAAGACUUGCCGACAGAUUCCAGUGACCUCUCGGAUACUGGAACACCUCGAAGAAGCAGCAAGGUGCUUCUUCGACCACUACAUAGGCGUCCCACGGACGAAACGUCGGAAGUGGUUGAGGAAACGAACGAUACUGUCAUAAGCUCUAUGACACUCAAACGGAAGUUGAACUUGGAAAAGGCAAUGAGGCAGGGUGGCCAGGAGCUUCCUGUUUCUCCUACUGAAAGCCGAUACCGAAGUCGACGUCAGCUUCAAUUCAAACCUGGGCCGCAAGAUACUGGUGUCUCUAUAGUUUAUCUGCAGAUAACGACAGCUAAAAGCACUCAGGACACAAUUGCACCAGCAGAUGAUAAUAAACAGAGCCGAGGAAUACAGCUGGACAUCGAAAAAAUCCCAGUAGACGGCAAGGAGGUGCUAAUGGUGGAACAAAGGGUUGCAUCCUGGCAGCCAGACGAAGAUGGCACAAUGCGACUUGAGCACGAUAUUUCACUAGACGCAUCCAAACGAAAGCGAGAAAUGCAAGCACAACAGGAAGGGCAAACAGCAGAAGUGAUAGUCUCAGGACUUGCAACCAGUCCAAGAAUAUGCGACAGAGGAGUGCAGAUUACAAGUGGUGAUAAGUACGAGGGAAUAAUGAAGCCGCCGCACUACAACACCAAAGACGCAUCAACACAGGCCAAAUUCAAGACAGCCAGAGAUAGCAAAGAAGUGCUGAAAAGCGAAAAAGUACAAACAAAAGCAUCAACCGAAGCAGAAACAUUGCUUGGAGGGGAAAUUCCGAUAUUACGCCAAACAGAAGAAACUCGAGUAGAGAGCACUGCACCAACAAAAGAAGUCACCGUAGAGAGAAUUACGGUCAAAAUGGCGAAGACACAAACGCCAGUUCUGAAAAUGCACAGAGCAUACAGAGAAACAGAAAAAAUUCAAACUGAACCUCAGAGCCUAAUAAGAAAAGAAGGACUUCCAAUGCUGCACACGGUGCCACCACUGACAUCACUCGCAGCACAACCCGACGAGGCAUUGACGACAACGCGAGUGGAGCACACCGACGUAGCAGUGAGUGCACCGAAGACGGAGGUAGUCACGGCCAUCACGUCGGGUGUGGAACAGCCA